GUCACAUCAACUUUAUCAAUUGUAAUGGUUACUGUUGCGUUUCUGACAACAAGUUCUACCGUAAUAGUGGCGUUUUUUCAUGCUGAUCCCCGCAACUGGAUGUCGACCGAAUUUUUCAAAAAUGGCUACACUGAGAUGUUCGGUGGUGCAUCGAACUUUCUGAUAGCUUAUAUUGGCGUUGAAGUGUUGAGCUAUUUAUUCGAAGAGACACACGCACCACGGAAACGUGUACCAUUACUGUUACCGUUCAUCAUAUUCAUAUUCACCCUAUUCAUAUUUCUGAUCACGAUGGUCUUUUCGAUGUGUCUAAACUUCCAGCAAUUCAGCAAUCACGUUUCGAUAUUAUCCGAUGUAUUUUUAUACGUUCAAAUACCAUCAGCAAGGUAG
Anisakis simplex (herring worm) is the source of this 387-nucleotide messenger RNA. NCBI's taxonomy places the organism in Eukaryota, Metazoa, Nematoda, Chromadorea, Rhabditida, Anisakidae. The record is from the annotation of a GenBank genome assembly.